GCGACUAAACGAUUUCAGAUGCUGGGUCCAUGUCCAAUGUGCAUGAAGAAUGGCAAAACGAGCAUCCUCAGGCGCUUUCUCAUCAACUUCAGUGAGGCAAUCAGCCUGUGUGAGGACCCCCAGUGCAUUUAUCCACUCGGGUGCUUCCCGAUCGGGAGGAUUUUGACCAAAGCCAGUGUGCAGAAACCUCGUGCUCAUGCCCGCAGGAGAAUGCGUACUUCCGUUGAAGACAUCCAGACUUUGGGCUCACCUAUAAAGCAAACGAGGGCCUGCGGCGAUUUCUCAGAGCAAAACCUCCCAAAAGAUAUUCCCCCGUUGAAGAAACGCAUUGACUGCGCACAGAGUGUUGACAUUUCAAAAACGAGAGAGGUUCGCGGUGGGCUUGGGGGUUCAAGCAAGGAAAGCGAUGGCUGCCCGUCCAGAAUGAGAGGCACCGACGAACAUUCAGAAGGCUCGCACGGAGGCAGAUUAGAUUUGGACAUUCCAGCGCAGCUUUCCGAGCAUUCUUAUUCGAGACUGAGGACAGAAAACGAGCAGCGGAGUGACAAGGACGCUGCUCAGCCUCCUUGGACGUAUCUCACGGGUCGCGUGCUACAGUGGCAGAACAAAUAUGCCCUGUGCUGGCUCGACUGCAUUUUGAUGGUCCUGGUGCAUAGCAGGAGUGUGCAGCAAAGGUUUCUCCAGCAGAGUAGAAUCUGCGGACCCAAAGGCAGUGUUGGAAUAUCUCAGGAAUGCUUUGUGCAGACUCUGUUAACCCAGUAUAACCAAGCACAGGCCAUGCUUGCCACCACCCUACAAAGCGGAGGCUUGCCGGAAGGGCACCGGGCGCGCGGCGCCGCUGCCGCCACUACCGCCGCCGCCACCGCUCCCCUUGCCGAAUCCCUCGCAGCCACCGCUGCCGCUACGGCCACCCUGCACGGUGUGCGCAUGACGGUCUUCAGGGCAAUGCAGCCGCGACUCAAGUGCCAGCUGGGCAAGAACGAGAGCCCAGUGUUUGCCCUCCCACUCCUGCUGCGCGAGUCCCAAGAGCUGGAGGAGUUGUUCCUGCAGAGCUUUUCCUGGGAGACGCACUGUCACGUAUGCUUAAAGGAAUCAAGGCGCCAGGAUUCCAGCUGCCUCGUCACCUUUCCCAGUGUGGUGUCAGACUGGCACCCGCUCAACGCCACUCACCUGGGCACCUGCAGCCACUGCCUGGCCAAAGAGCAGCGGCGAUGUCUGCAGUGGCACAGGCUUGCGCCGGUGACCGUGAUGCACUUUGAGAUGGGCAUGGCUCACGGGGACAUGGACAAGUACAGCUUCACUCACCAGGGAGCUGCCUACGCCGUGUCGGCGUUCAUCCAGUACCGCACUCAUCCGGACCACUUCAUCGCCUGGAUCCGCUCGCAAAACGGUACGUGGCUGGAGUGCGACGAUCUGAACGGGCCUUUCUGCGUGGAGAAAAAGGAGGUGAGCGUCCCUCCGGAGCAACUUCACGUUGUCUUCUGGGAGAAGGUGGCUUCCGCGGACGCGGAGGGAGGACGGACAUCCGGUGCGGAGCCUGGAGACUUCCGGCAAGACUACGGAGAGCUUGGCAGCCAAGCAGUGGCAGCGGGUGCGAGAGCAGACCGUUCAUGUGAUGUGGAGGAUCUGGACAUUCCCGAUAGACGCAGGGAGGCCGAGCGUCGCGACGUCCUCCGGGGUGACGGGCGUCGCGACGAACGGAGGGUGCACUUCGCUGACUGCCCUGCGGCAAUGUCCGAGUCGUGUGCAGUGCGAGCAGCAGGCCUCUGCACGGUGCCCGGCACGUGGCCAGACUGGCAGGAGCAUAACCAAAGUGAAGGUGUGCACAGCGCAAGUGGGUCCUGCGUGCCACGGGACACGAAUGAACGGAGACACAUCGAUCAGACGGUCGGUAUGAAUUCCAACAAAGGCACCCACGGUACCUUGAUUGACAAACAAAGAUAUCCGGUCAGUGUUGAAAGCGGGACGGCCGCAUCGGAAUGCAACGACGGCACGGAAGCGACGAACGAUGCCGGCAACGUGUCCCCAAAAAGUGUCGCGGUAAGUCCGGUGGCAGCUGCGCUUGGACCCGGCGUUAAAAAUACAACCGACGCAGCGGCAGGAAAGUGCGCUGGCAAAACGUCACCGCAACGGCGGCACGUUGCCAACGUGGCGAUCGUCGCCACACCGGUAUCGCAUUCUCUUGCGGGAGAGGACUGCGGCAAGUUUCGCGGCUGCCAGCUGAGAAGAGAUCGCUCGCCGGCGCCGAUCGCGGACGCGCGCCCAGCGACGCCGAGCGAGCGAGGAGCACCGGGCGAGCGCGUUGGAGUGCUGGAACGGAGGCCACCGGGCGACGGCUGCGGGGAGCGAGGCGAGGACGAGCGGGCGCAGCGGGAGGCCUGCGGGGAGCUGCACUCGCUGCUCAAGAGGCUCGGCAAGAGGAGAAGGCGGCUCGCGUCUGUGGACAAAUUCGUCACCCAAUGCCUGCUGCUGGAGGAGGACGGUGACUGUCGAGGAGCUCUCUGUGAAGGGACGGGGCCAGAGUCCUCACCUCCCCAGCAGACUUCCACGGUCCGCACGGAGCAGGCGUUGAGCGAGGGACCUGAGAACGUUUGGACGGAACGCCAAGGACGUCGAGACAGCAGGGGAGCCUUGACGGAACCACCGAGUCCCAGAGAGGAACGGCAUCCAUCCGACGUGGAACAUUCACCUGCGAGUGACCCGAGCGAAAAAUGUGAGAGUCCUCACCGGUUUUAUAUGGGACGCGUGUCUGCGGAAGGCUGUGAUGGAAAUGUGGACAGGCAUCAUGCGUGCAAUAUAAAUAACGUGUCGACUGAGGGUUCUGAUGAGGAUCUUGAAGGGCAUUACCUGACUCUCGUUUAUGAUGCCUCUGUUGACUUGGUUAAGGAAAAUUUGGAAGAAAGUCCUGCAUUAGAUGUGAUGGAUUCAUCUACACAGGAUCUUGAUAAAACAUUUGGUGGAACUCACCAGAUUUUAAGAGAAGACGUUCCUGGUCGAGGUGCCGAUACAUUUUUAUCAGAAGACCACCCGGCUAUUGCAGGACACGAUUAUGCAAAUUGUUCUGAUGGAAAUCUGGAGGACCAGCAUGCCUUCAAUGUGACGCAAGCAUCUACAGAGGGUCACCAUGAACAUUUACAGGAAUACCUCCUGACUCUUGUAGAAUACUUGCCUGUGGACGAUCCCAACAGAAACCUUGAGGCAUUCUAUAUGUGCGAUAUCACGCGCCCAUCCGCAGAAGGUAAUCAGGAGAUGCUGCAAGGACAGCACGCAACUGUUAAGGAACGUGUAUCUGCAGAGAAUCUUGAUCAGAAUAGUGAAGCCAUGUUUUCGCCUUAUGUCUUAAGUUUAGAAACUCAAGAUUUUCAAAAUGUCGGUUUGGUACGGGACACUGCAAUAAAUCCCAUUGACCAAAUAUUGCAACGGGGACCAAACGAAUCGCAAAUCGUCACUGAGGAGGUGGGAACGAGGCCUGACGAAUGGAAUGAGAACCGGGCGUUAAAGCCGGCUGUGUGUACGACUACCGACGACGACGGCAGAGGUGCGAGCGAACCUCCGCAGAGCGAUUCGGAGCACGCAUCAAACAGCGAGGGUGCAUCGGGCGGCCAAAGCACGCUUGGCAAAAAGUCAGGCGAAGGCAAUAAAAACCCUGGCAGAGGAGCGGACGCCGGUGCCGGUGGACGCGUGCCAAAAACGAAAGCCACUUCGGCCUCUCGCGCGGGGGGCGGGAGGGAGCGAGCGUGCGCGCCGUCAACGUGCCGCAGAGCGGUCGCUUUGCCCGCUCCGGCGCUCCGGAGGUUCAGAGAGAACGCGCUGAGGCUGCAGCUGCUCGCGGGCGAGGACUCGGCCAGGUUCGGUGGCUACCGGCCGAGAGAGAAGGAGGAGGGCGCUGCCGUGCUGCCCAAGGGGUCGACGAUCGCUGCUGCAGAAACGCCGGUGGUGGCGGCGGCGGCGGCGGCGGCGGCGGCGGCGGCGGCAUCAGGCAGUGGAGAAGAUGUUGCCCUCGAGCCGGCUUUGGCAGGGGAGUGUGGCGAGCGAGGUCGGUGUUUGACCGUCGAGCCGGAGGAAGGAAGUUUGAAUUUGGCGCAAGCGAGGGUGGAUAGCGGCGAGUUAAAAGCGCUGCUGAAGAGGCUGAAGAGAAGGAAACAACAGCUUGCGAUGGUGGAGGGUGAUCAUCGUAAAUAAUCACGUCCAGGACUUAAUUUCUAACUCAAUAUUGAAAAUAAGGGUUGAUAAUGUCAUAUUUGUCGUGUUUUAUUGUCUGCGAUACAGUUUGUCUCAGCCCUUACGCGAGAAUUGCCAUUCGCAGGAUUUUAGAAAGUCCUUAGAAUAGUUUCGUUUAACUCUUAAAACAUUUCAUGUUAACGUUUAAUGUUGACGUUAAUUUAUUCUGAAAUAAAUAUAAGUCACAUAAAAUAUAUUUAUAUGUUGAAAAAUAAAUGUUGUGCGGAUUAUUUUUGAGUCAUGCCAAUAAUAAAAAGCACGUAUUUUGUAGAGAAGGGAUUUAUGAUGCAGUAUUUUGUAAAAAAUAUAUAUAUACCUUGCACAUACACUUUGAGAAUCUUAACGUGUGAUUUGUAAAGUACUUGUCGAUGUACAUGACUAGUGAAUAAAGUUGCAGUAUUAUGAAA
Messenger RNA from Petromyzon marinus (sea lamprey), 4628 nucleotides. RefSeq names its product ubiquitin specific peptidase like 1 (gene USPL1). Gene Ontology annotation, biological process: protein desumoylation; Cajal body organization. NCBI's taxonomy places the organism in Eukaryota, Metazoa, Chordata, Hyperoartia, Petromyzontiformes, Petromyzontidae. Gene Ontology annotation, cellular component: Cajal body. The record is from RefSeq and is a predicted model, not a curated record. Gene Ontology annotation, molecular function: SUMO binding.